UUGUUAGUUUAAGUUUAACCAUCGCACCGCUUGAGUCGCGAUCCAGUUGCUCAGCAGUUCCCCUCUUCCUGGAAGGACCCGCCGUCACAAAAAUCGAGUGCUGCUUUUUUUUGCUUUACUUUACUACCCUGGAAUCUGCAUAAAUCCACAAAAUGAAAUUAUUUUUAUGUGCCAUGGCUGUGACGCUUUGUCUGGCAGCGACAACUGUAUCCGGAGCCGGCUUCGAGUGCCCCAAGCCCAAUGGCCAGUUCGCCGAUGAGAUUCAGUGCGACAAGUUCCAUGUCUGCGAGGAUGGUGUGCCCAAGGCGAGACUCUGCCCAGACGGUUUGGUCUUCGAUCCCCUGAAUCGCAAGUUCAACAAAUGCGACCAGCCCUUCAAUGUAGACUGCGAGGAUCGUACGGAAUUGCAGGAGCCCAAGUCCAGCAAGUAUUGUCCGCGCAAGAACGGGUUCUUUGCCCAUCCCGAUCCGUCUGUGUGCAACAUCUUCUACAACUGCAUCGAGGGCGACGCACUGGAGACCAAGUGUACCGUCGGCCUGCACUUCGAUGAGUACUCUGGCACCUGCGUGUGGCCCGAUACGGCCAAGCGUGAGGGCUGCAAUCCCGAGCAGAGAAUGUCUGAGACUGGCUUCGAGUGCCCCAAGGAUCAGCCAAAGACCGAUGAUCGCGGUCAGGUUGUGACCCAUCCCAAGUAUCCCCAUCCCACAGAUUGCCAAAAGUUCUACGUUUGCCUGAACGGCGAGGAUCCGCGCGAUCUGGGCUGCCAGCUGGGCGAGGUCUACAACGAUAACACAGAGAUGUGUGACGCACCCGAAAAUGUGCCCGGCUGCGAGGACUGGUACAAGGAUGUCGAUGAUAAGAAGGACUAAGCCGGCUGUUGUUCAGCGCUGCCCGCCGAUAUAAGCUCCACAUGCGCGUCUCCCACUUCCUCUCUCUCUCUCUCCCUCUCUCUCUGCUAUCCAACUUCACACACACACAUGACACCCAACACCUACACAGUCACACACUUAUGCACACAAAAAUAGACACUGAGAAAAAUGGAUUCGCGUCGUAGUCACUUAAAGUUAGUUUUUCUAGCCCAUUUCCUAUAGAACCUAGCAGUUAAACUAUAAUCCUCUGUCCAACUGUCUGACUGUCUGACUGUCUGGCUGUCUCGUUCUAUCGAUUCCGUUCUAUCCAGCUAUUUUCUUCACUUUCUGUGUCUACCUCUACCGCCUCUCUGUCUAUCACUCUGUGCCCAACUGAAUCUACUGCCAAAUUGUUGUGUAUAUAUUUCCUCACUCUUUCUGACUUUCAUUUAAUUAUUAUACAAGAAAAUAAACUGAUUUUUUUUAUAUAAACUAC
Molecule: messenger RNA, 1344 nt
Organism: Drosophila guanche
Lineage: Eukaryota; Metazoa; Arthropoda; Insecta; Diptera; Drosophilidae
Product: protein obstructor-E
Exons: 4
Coding region: 153-869 (238 amino acids)
Cellular component (GO): extracellular region
Molecular function (GO): chitin binding
Source: RefSeq, a predicted model, not a curated record